Messenger RNA from Colletotrichum phormii, 1165 nucleotides. RefSeq lists its product as uncharacterized. Gene Ontology annotation, biological process: regulation of DNA-templated transcription. The coding region runs from base 159 to 956 and encodes 265 amino acids. The record is from RefSeq and is a predicted model, not a curated record. Gene Ontology annotation, molecular function: DNA-binding transcription factor activity, RNA polymerase II-specific; zinc ion binding. The transcript is spliced from 4 exons. NCBI's taxonomy places the organism in Eukaryota, Fungi, Ascomycota, Sordariomycetes, Glomerellales, Glomerellaceae.
UCUCUUCCUAGUUCUCCGCGGGCGGUGUUUUCUUCGUCCGCGGCUCAAAUAUUACGCGCGCUCAGCCAUUUCCUCCGUCUCUUAAGCCUCCCGCCCGCAGCUUCCCACGGCCAAUUGAACCCGAUCUCGGCAAGAAGCAAACUUGUCCGUCAAUACCAAUGGCAGGCCAAGGAAUCAAGAAAACAACUCGUAGUCGUGGAGCAUGCCUGGCCUGCAGAGCACGAAAACACAAGUGUAGCGGGGAGAGACCAAAAUGUGCACAAUGCGGUAUGAACAACGUGUCCUGUCAAUGGCCUGAACAGAGAAAGCGUGGUCCCCCGAAGCACUACAUCUUAACCAUGGAGAAACGUUUGAUGGAAACGGAACAAGUUCUUGGCGCACUGCUGGCUCAAGUAUCGGGAGACCAGCUGGUAUCGGCAUUUCGUGAUCUCCGGGGACCUGGCCUCCGAUCAACUGGUGGUGCCUCGUCAACCAACGACGGAACAUCACUUGAAGUGGUCAAAGGGCAAAAGUUCGGCCCCGUGUACUGGGGCAACUAUCCUCUCGACUCAGCAGAAGCGGUUCACCGUUGGUGGGAAGACCGAACAUCAAUAGAUCCAAGCGAUGCGCCCACUAUGGAUUCUCAGGUGUUCGAGGUUGCUGCUACAAACGAUUCGCCCACCGACAACACACCAGGUGGCGACGAUAGUUGCGGGGAUGAUGAUAUUGAAGAGACCGAGGGCAUGAGGCGCGCAGAAAGCAUGGAAGCAGACGAAACCCUGAUAAUAAACCCAGAUGUGUCUAGAGACUCAGAACAGUACUCUACUAGGAUACGGGGUAUCGGAGGAGGAGCUGCUGGGUCGCCAGUAGAAGCGGUAACGAGCUCUGGACCCAGUCUCAAUACAGGAGCGGAUGAAAGGCGGCGGGAAACACAACUGCCAAUUCCAGAAAGCUACGAAAGCGCGUUCCUUUGGUAGUUGGAUUUACCCAGUUCAUCAAGUACGAUUCGAGACUCUAUGUGACCCAUUUGAAAUACUAGGAGAGGCUAGUAAACUCGCCAUGUCUAGUCGAGCGGUAAUUACUUGACUUCAACUGGGUAGCUACGGUUCCUUCUCUUGGAGGCCUCGUCUUUCUUAUAAAACUAGUAUUUAUUACGUUGUUGGAAAAGCUGUAGACUUGUGUUUAC